Molecule: messenger RNA, 1850 nt
Organism: Brassica napus (rape)
Lineage: Eukaryota; Viridiplantae; Streptophyta; Magnoliopsida; Brassicales; Brassicaceae
Exons: 11
Coding region: 225-1658 (477 amino acids)
Biological process (GO): DNA repair; DNA replication; DNA recombination
Cellular component (GO): nucleus
Molecular function (GO): DNA binding
Source: RefSeq, a predicted model, not a curated record
CCGAUACUCAUCGUUUCAUUAAACGCAAGAUGGGUUUCGUUGGGCCUUUACGUCAUGGGCUCUGAUUAAUCUGCCUGCAUCCGGCCCAGAGGAUAUGUGCUUCUAACCCUAAUUGCUCGAACGAGAGUCUACGCAUCGUCUCUCCCUUACUGCGACGGCUACGCGUGAUACUUGAGCUGCUUUCACUGGCUGUAACGGCCAGAGUUGUUGCAUCGUCUUAAUCAAUGCGCCCACUACGAGUCUUCAAUGCACCGUUCGUAUCUCCUAUGGGUGUUGAUCUGUAUAAAUAUACCGGCAAGUGCUCUUCCGUCGUCGAGGCGCGUCUGCUGCGGUUCUGGGAGGUGAGGAAUGUCAAACGCGGCGGUGAGCUGAUGUGGGUCGACAUGCUCCUUAUGGACGUGAAUGCGACUAUAAUGCAAGCCACCAGCAACGCUAACCGGCUUUCAACAUUCCGUGAAAGGCUCUCCGCCGGAACCAUGUAUUCCAUCUCCGGCUUUGUCGUGGCUCGAUGUGCUCAGAACUUCGAGCUUACCGACUCUUCUUUGAUGAUUCGGUUCAACGAUUCAACCGAAUUUGACGUGCUAACCGAUCCGGUAUCUCCCUUACCUGAAGAAGGGUUUCGGUUCCGUAACCAGACCGAGCUGGUUGGAUUGGCUAACACGAACAAUCAGCUUCCAGAUAUCAUAGGUGAGAUCAGUGCGGUGAAGAGCACCGUGAGUGAACCUCCGGAGGAUAAAAAAUCGUGUCAUGGUGACGGUCAAACUGGAAAACCUAUUCGACUGUCAAGCUGUUUUGUUUCAAAGGUGAUUGUUGCCACGAACAUCAAUCCGAAGAUGAUUGGAGGUCAUUUGUUUCUCAACGCAACAUCAGGGACGCAUGUUUAUUUUGAUAAGGAAACCAAUGCAAGAGAAUCUUUCUUCUAUAGAUUGGUGGCUAGGGACACUGGUCUUACACCUGCUGCACCACUACUGAGGGCAUAUGCAAAGGUCGAGUCUAUGACAAUCUCCGAGCUAAACAAUUUUGUCAUCACUGCUCCAUCACAGGAAAUCGAUUUCUUAUGCACUGGAAGGGUCUCGAGCGUUGACGCGGACAAGGGGUGGUGUUAUGUUGCAUGCUCUAAAUGCAGUAGGAAGUUGCAGCGCUCUGUCGCUGCGUUCGAGUGUGCGCGAUGCAAUAAUUCUCACGCUGUUGGAUCUCUGCGUUAUCGUGUCGAGAUGGUGGUAGCGGAUGAAACCGCCGAAGGGACAUUCGUCUGUUUCGAUGGUGUGAUGACGAAGUUACACAAUCUCAGAGCAAGUGAGGCUGGUCAGAUGUUGGCUGAAGAAGGUGUCAAUCCUGAAGACUCUAUUAUGCCUCCUUUCAAUGCUGAUAUGGAUGGCAAGACUUACACUUUUCAAGUUAGAGUCACAGCGUACAACUUCACUGUCAAUCAUCAAUCAUUCACCGUCUCUCGCAUCAUCAAUGAGAUUGAGCGCGUUCCAGCCCCUGACUUUGUCGAUAAUGUAGGGGAUGAUGAUGAUGAUGAUGAUGAUGAUGAUAAGCCAGAUGUCAAGAAAGGACAAGGAAAGUCUGCAUCCGGCGAUGGCGUUUGUGAGGCAUCAAAGAAUGCUGGAAAGGAUCCAGUUCGUAAUGCGCAUAAGAAGGUGAGUGUUGCUUGAGACGAACUGUCGAUGAUUAUGUUUUUGUGUUUUGAGUUUUAAUAAUGUUUCGAAUUUUAUCUAUUUUGUUGUCUUAUCUAUCUAUGUUUUGGAAUUCUCCUUUUGUGUCUUUUUUUUUGUCUCUUCCUUUGUGGAUUUAUGUGUUUCAGUGAUCAACCUGUCUAUUUUCUUAUUAUAAAUGAGUGAUUUAUC